UUAGACUAUUUAUAAACAAGCAAAAGCACCUUCUGUUUUAUUGUGGAACAAGCUUAAAAGCAAAAAUAUUUUUUUGUGGUUUAAGAAUAAGAAGAUAGCAUUAGACCAAUAUUUGUAAAAAUGGAAUUUGUAUCUGGGGUGACUUUAUACAAAGCUGAUGGCUCUAGUGGCUUAGCAGAUAGCAUACUUAGUGAAAAGGAUUUUGUGCUUUAUUACUUCUCAGCUCAUUGGUGUCAUCCAUGCAGACAGUUUACACCUGUAUUAAAAGAUUUUUAUGAAGUUGUAAAAGAUUCUGGUUUAGAAAUUAUAUUUAUGUCUUCUGAUGAAAGCCAGGAAGAUAUGAUAAACUAUAUGAAGGAAUCUCAUGGUGAUUGGUAUUGUGUGGAAUAUGGUUCUGCUUUAGUGGAUGAACUGAAGCAAAAAUUUGAAGUCAACGGAAUACCUACAUUAGUUGUUUGUAGAAAGGAUGGGUCUGUUAUUAAUGCCGAUGCUAAUGAUGAUGUUUGUGAUAAAGAACCGUCAGCCCUCUUUGCUGAAUGGAAAAAUCAAAAAUGAUUUUUUAAUACCCACUUUAAGCGCCAUUUUAGAAACAUAUGCUUAAAAUAUUUCUAAAAUGCCAAUUAAACUUUAAAUGUAAAAAAAUGAAUGUUGUUUGUGUUAAAAAUGUUAUUCUUAAAUCAUAUUAUUAUAUACAUAAUUAUUAUUAAAAUGCACUUUGUGUAUUUGCAAUAGUUUCGUGAAGUAGGUCAUUUAAAAUUGAUGUAAAGUUUUUUUAUAACAAAAAAUAAAGUUUGAGCACAAA
Messenger RNA from Hydra vulgaris (swiftwater hydra), 802 nucleotides. RefSeq names its product nucleoredoxin-like protein 2. Lineage: Eukaryota; Metazoa; Cnidaria; Hydrozoa; Anthoathecata; Hydridae. Gene Ontology annotation, biological process: photoreceptor cell maintenance; sensory perception. The record is from RefSeq and is a predicted model, not a curated record.